This is a messenger RNA of Harmonia axyridis, 1543 nucleotides long. RefSeq names its product retinol dehydrogenase 13-like. The coding region runs from base 367 to 1356 and encodes 329 amino acids. The transcript has 4 exons. The record is from RefSeq and is a predicted model, not a curated record. Lineage: Eukaryota; Metazoa; Arthropoda; Insecta; Coleoptera; Coccinellidae.
AUUAUAUUAGAUUAAUUUAGUUUAAAAUGAAAUAGUUAUCAAUAUUAUUUUUCUCCCCCAUUUAUUGAGAAAUUUUUAAUACAACAUUUUGGUGUAAUUCAGAAUUGUGAUGAAAUACCUACUAUCUUAGAAUUGGAGUCAUUGCAUCGUAUUCGCAAAUUCUUUCUCCAUACCUCGAAAAUAUCAUUAUAUCAUAUUGAACAGGUGAAAGUUAGUACGAGAACACCUAAUAACAAAUAAUUUCAAAUUAAAGCAGCUUACGUAAGUUGAUCUGAGUUGUUUUGAUCAUCUCUGAAAGAUAAGUAAUGAUUCUUAACCAUUAAUUCGUAACAUUGAGUUGUUUGCAGUUGUAAUAAACAUUCGGUCAUGAUCUAUUAUACGUUCGAUCAGUUGUAUUGUAUUUUGUUGUAUUUUGUGAAGAGACUGUAUGUUAUUAUUUGGAAAAAACAAAAUGUGUCUGUGAAAUGUUUAGUUGGGAAAACAGCAAUUGUGACUGGAUCUAGUUCAGGUAUUGGCUAUGCUACAGCUGUCACUUUGGCCUCAAGAGGUUGUAAAGUUAUUUUGGCAGAUUGUGUUAAUCAAAAAACUGAAGAUAAAAUAAUAGAGACCACUGGCAACAAAGAUAUUACUUUCUGUCAUAUAGAUCUCUCCUCACUACGUUCUGUGAGGAACUUUGCUUCCGAAAUAUGCAAGAAAGAAGAUAAAAUUGACAUUCUGAUAAAUAAUGCAGGUAUUGGAGUAACAAAGAAAACAGUUUCGGAAGAUGGUUUAAAUUACCUCAUGCAAGUUAACGUCUUCGGAGCUUUCUUACUCACCCAUCUUUUAAUUGAGCCUUUAAAAAAAUCAGGAUCUGCCAGAGUAUUAUUCACAAGUUCUAUGGCGGCAGUUAUUCAUAAUCUCAAACUCAAAAACCUAAAUAAAACGGAUUUUGAGAUGAAUGAUAUAUAUCGAGAAAGGUUGUAUUGUAAUUCCAAGGCAUGCAACAUAUUAGUAGCUCAAGAGUUUGCCAAAAAGUUGGAGCGAUAUGGAAUAACUGUCAAUUCAGUGGAGCCAUAUGUUGUGAAAACUCCAAUAUUAAAAAAUGUGGAAGACUUCGAUAGUGCUAUUGUAAAAAUGGCAAUAGCAUGUGUUGUACUCACUGCUAAGGAUGCUCUCGAUGUGGCUGCUGAUUUUUUAUGUGUAAUUACCAAAAAUAAUCCUCGAAGAACUAAUGGAUUACAUUUUGUACUUUCUUCCGUUGGGGACAAACCUUGGAUCUUCAAUGACCAAAAAUAUUGCAAGGACAUGUGGGCCGCAAUGGAGGAUUUAGUCAAAUUAAAACCUGAAGAAAGAAUAGUACAAAAGAAUUCUUGCUAAUGAUAUGUUAGAUGAAUCAUCUUGAAUGUUUUAUAUUCGAAUAGAACAUACAAAUAUGUAUGUAACAAAUUUUCGAAAUUAAGCAAUACAAACCAAAACGUGAAUUAUUUUCAAUUUCCAAAUAAUAAUACAGAAGUGUUGGCACAUAAGUUGUGUCUGUUUUUAAAUAGAAUUCAAUUUAGUAGAG